AGAAUAUUCGAUUCACUGAGUAAUCAAAUGAUCGAAAACGCAAACAUCAAAGGGGUUAAUAUUGACCGUUUGCUGUUCUACUUUUAGCGCUAGUCCCUCUUAUAUUAAUAAAAAAUACUCUGAUCCACUUUUAAUUGUAACACAAGUAGAAUUUAUAAACAGCAAACAUGACUAGUGCAUCAGCAGUUCUUGAUGUUGUUGUUGAAAAUAAAGAUAUCUCUUCAAUUCUCAAAGCAAAUAGAGAUAAUGACCAAUCAAGUAUUUGCAGUGGCUCUUUAGAUAACUCAUUCGUGCAAUCGCCUAGUUUUGAAAGCUUCUCCACCAUUCACGAUAUAGAAAAUCUUGCUGAAUUGAACAUGGAUGAAAAUUCCGACCUUUGCGUAAAGAUAGACAACCCACAAAAGCAUUUAGAAACUUUGGAAACAUACAUAACCUUUCGUAUAACAACAAAGGUUGCUCGCAUCGAAUUUCCAGAGAAUGAAUAUUGUGUUAGAAGAAGAUAUAAUGACUUCAUAUGGCUCCGACAGAAAUUAGUAGAACAGCAUCCUUUCUGUAUAGUUCCUCCACUUCCAGGGAAGCAUACCCUGAUGGGGCAACUUGAUAGAUAUUCCAAAGAAUUUAUAUUAUUACGUAUGAAAGCACUUAAUUUAUUCAUGUUUAGGAUCGUUCAACAUCCUAUCUUGAGCUGCAGUCAACAGUUAUUUAGUUUUUUAACAGCUAAACCACAGGAUUUUGUUGCUCAUCGAAAGCAGAAGCAAUUUGAUCCCAAUUCAAGGACCCCAAGUUUGAGCAAUACAUCCCUUAUUGGUGUUAAAAUACGUCACUAUGAAUUUGAUAAAAUGAAAAGUUAUCUAAAUGCUUUAUCUGACAAAUUGAACUGCGUAGAAAAAAUAUCUAACAGAAUCAUAAGAGAGAGGGCUGAAUUUAUAACAGAACUGAAUAGUUUUCAUCCAAUAUUCACUACUUGGGCUACUAGUGAGCCGGAGUUGGCAAUUAUUCUGCAAGGUAUUGGUCAUGCGCUUGAAAGAAUGUCUUCGUCACAGAAUAUUCUGGUUCAAAAUUACAAUAACACCAUGGCAAAUCCGAUGAAAGACUUCUUAAGUUACAUCGACGUUGUUCAAGACACAAUGAAAAGGAGGGAAACUCACCAACAGGCAUAUGAAAAUGCCAUCGAAGAAUUGAAUAAAAAGCACAAUCAAAAAGACAAACUUGUCGCAAUAUCCCAAAACCAAGAUAAUCCAAGUUUCCAAUUAUGGAAACAGAAAAAUUAUGAUGAACAGUUGGAAAAACUUGGUACAUAUAUUCCUCAACUAAUGAAGAAAGUGGAAGCCAACCAGGAUUUCCUUGAAUGCGCAAAUGAGAGUUUACGGAGUGACUUAGAACGAUGGCAGCUAGAAAAACAAGAGUGUAUCAAAAAAAUCCUUUUGGAUUUCGUGAAUAAACAAAUCGAAUACGAACAAUCUCAAGUUAAUGCUUGGGAACAAAUCACUAAUGAAAUCACCGCUAGCUUUACGAUUAAUAAUAAUUCCAACUGAUAACAUAUUUUUUUUUACAUUGUUACAGUAUUUUAAAUUUUUUUGCAUUUAUAUUUUGUUGAUACAUUUAUUGUCUAUUUGUGUUGAAUGAAAUAAAUUAUUUAUAUCGUC
Messenger RNA from Coccinella septempunctata (seven-spotted ladybird), 1646 nucleotides. Its product is annotated as sorting nexin-30-like. Gene Ontology annotation, molecular function: phosphatidylinositol binding. NCBI's taxonomy places the organism in Eukaryota, Metazoa, Arthropoda, Insecta, Coleoptera, Coccinellidae. Bases 168 to 1535 code for a protein of 455 amino acids. The transcript is spliced from 6 exons. The record is from RefSeq and is a predicted model, not a curated record.